Messenger RNA from Tilletiaria anomala UBC 951, 1064 nucleotides. RefSeq lists its product as uncharacterized. The record is from RefSeq and is a predicted model, not a curated record. The coding region runs from base 303 to 872 and encodes 189 amino acids. The transcript has a single exon. NCBI's taxonomy places the organism in Eukaryota, Fungi, Basidiomycota, Exobasidiomycetes, Georgefischeriales, Tilletiariaceae.
CUGCACGUGGUGCAACGUGCAUCCGUCACUUGCAACUCUCCAAAAAGGGGCAAAGGCUGCGGAAGCGAAUACUGCACACCGCAUGCAGCUGGUCGAGCAAACUCGAGCCAGCAUGAGCCUUUCCUGUUUGUCCCUGUCCGGCAGAUGAACUAUGAUCCACAAAACACAUGUUGUAGACUUUGCCCCAGCUGGUGGCCUGGCUGCUGCUUGCUGGAACCAAACCAAAAAAAAACCCGGACGUGCGGCUGGCCAGUGGCCCGCUCCUCUUCUCGGGUGUCCUCAGUGUCGAUGUAGUAGUAUGUAUGCCACUGCUGGUCGCUGAUCAUGAACACGGCCAGUGUGGGGUGCGAGCGCUAGAGAGAGAGCAAAGCGAAAUUCGAAGCCUCACGGGGAGUUCGUGCUUCGUGUCUCGCUGCAGCUGUGUUACCCAGACUCGCUCGCCAGCGAGAAAAAUGCGGGAGCAAGUCAAGUCAUCGGCUGGAUCAUGUCUCGCUCGUCCGGGAACCUGGUGCAGACUGUCGCAAUGCAGUCGCCACACACUCCUGACGGCUGCCGAUGGGGAGCGCUUGAAGGUGGGUCAACGGGCGUUCGGAGGACUGGUGCAGUGCUUGCAACUCAACUCGAGUGGUCUGCAGGCGACAGACACUGGCGCGGUGCUGGCGCUUCCGCUCACACAAGUUCGAGACAUCGCCUCUUGGGCUCCGGCGGGAUUCGGGAGAGAGCCGUUCCGCUCCCUGUGUGGUGUUCUUGUCUCUGCGGUCACCGGUCGCCUGUCUUUGUCGAAGAAAGUGCUAGCGAAACUUUUUCAAACCCUCUCUCGUUUGCAGGACGAAACUUUUGCUUCCCCUCGUCAUCGGUAUACCGUAAAGUGAUCUGACGCCUGAAAAUUUCAUGUUAUGAACCCCGCCAUCGAAUGGAUGUUGUAUAUAUGGACCCCCCUCCCCUUUCCCCAUUUCAGUCUUUCCUCCCUCACCCCAUACCCCCUCUCCAACUCGGAGCAUCAUAUACGUCGUUUCUUAGACUUGCCUUUUUGCAAAGUGCGGUCCAACCACUCGCUCUUUCGC